CCCGAGUAUUGUUUGAACUCUGCACAGCGAAACUCUCCAGAAUCCUAACUGCCAGUGAAUCAACCCCAAAGAUCACUCUUCAUCAUAUUCAUUCAAAUAUUAACAAAUAUAUAUAGAGAGAGAUAGAGAAGAAAAGAAAUCCCACGAAAAAGCUCAGGCGAUCGCUUCUUUCCGCUUCUUCAGAGUUGGGAAACCCAACAUAUCUUCAGGUUUCAAAUGGCUCAAGAUAAUUCUGGUGCAGAAUCACCUCAUAGGAAACAAGGUCUCUUAAGAGAUCAGGUCCAGUUGGUAAAACGAAAGGACUCUGAUCGGUAUGAGAUUGCCCCAAUCCCAGAUCCACUGUCAUUUGAGAAGGGUUUUUUUAUAGUCAUCCGUGCCUGCCAGUUGUUGGCCCAAAAGAACGAUGGGAUAAUAUUUGUAGGGGUAGCAGGUCCCUCUGGGGCUGGGAAAACUGUAUUUACUGAAAAGGUACUCAAUUUUAUGCCUAGCAUUGCUGUCAUAUCAAUGGACAACUACAAUGAUGCCAGUCGAAUUAUUGAUGGCAACUUUGAUGACCCUCGCCUGACGGAUUAUGAUACAUUGCUUGAGAACAUCAAUGGUCUAAAAGAAGGAAAGGCUGUUCAGGUGCCAAUAUAUGAUUUCAAGUCUAGCAGCCGCAUAGGAUACAGGACAGUUGAAGUCCCGAGCUCCCGCAUUGUUAUUAUUGAAGGAAUCUAUGCUUUAAGUGAAAGACUACGGCCUGCUCUAGAUCUUCGAGUAUCUGUCACAGGCGGAGUGCACUUUGACCUAGUUAAACGAGUCUUACGAGAUAUACAACGUGCUGGCCAAGAACCAGAAGAAAUAAUCCAGCAAAUCUCUGAAACGGUAUAUCCAAUGUAUAAGGCUUUUAUUGAGCCAGAUCUCCAAACGGCACAUAUAAAAAUUAUCAACAAGUUCAACCCGUUCACAGGAUUCCAGAACCCUACUUAUAUUUUAAAGUCACUAAGGACUCCAAGUCUGGAACAAAUCAAGACUGUUGUUUCCCAAGAACAUACAGAAACUAUGGAGGAGACCUAUGAUAUAUUUCUUCUGCCACCAGGAGAAGAUCCAGAAGCAUGCCAAUCAUAUCUGAGAAUGCGGAACAGGGAUGGCAAGUACAAUCUUAUGUUUGAGGAAUGGGUAACAGAUAUUCCAUUCAUCAUAUCUCCAAGAAUAUCUUUUGAAGUUAGCGUGCGCCUUCUUGGUGGGUUGAUGGCCUUGGGGUACACUAUAGCAGCCAUCCUGAAAAGAAGCAGCCAUGUAUUCUAUGAUGAUAGGAUUUGUGUGAAGAUUGAUUGGCUAGAACAACUGAAUCGUCACUAUGUUCAGGUGCAAGGAAGAGACCGUUUAUAUGUGAAAUUUAUUGCGGAGCAACUGGGCUUGGAAGGUUCAUAUGUCCCUCGUACUUACAUAGAACAGAUUCAAUUGGAAAAGCUUGUAAAUGAAGUUAUGGCAUUACCUGAUGAUUUGAAGACAAAGCUAAGCAUAGAUGAUGAUCUGGUUUCGAGCCCCAAAGAAGCACUUUCUCGAGCCUCUGCAGAUAGGGUUGCCAUAAGAAAUAAGCAUCUGAAAAGUGGUAUGUCACACUCGUAUUCAACACAAGGGGACAAGAAUCUAUCAAAGUUGACGAGACUAGCUGUCACCAACAGAAGCUUUAAUGGAAGAAACCAGGAGUCAUCUGCAAUGAUGGCUAACCAGGGAGUCGUUACUCAACUCUCAGAACAAAUUUCCACUCUGAAUGAGAGGAUGGAUGAAUUUACAUCUCGGAUCGAAGAGCUAAAUUCGAAGUUAACUAUGGGGAAAGUUUCUGCUAGCCAGCAAAACUUGGCUCUGCAAGCAGAAGCCUGCAAUGGCUCUGGACCCACUUCACUCUUUGUCUCUGGGCUGGGCAAUGGUUCCUUGACUGGAUCCCUACUACCCAACUCCUCAUCUUCCUCCCAGCUUGCUAAAGAGUCUCCGCUAAUGGAAGAGAUAUUGAUUAUUUCACGAGGACAACGCCAAAUUAUGCAUCAAUUAGACAAUCUCAGAAGUUUUCUUCAUGAGAACUUGGGAGAAUGUUAUCGUCAUGGGAAAACAGACAGGAAAAGCAGGUUGGUCGAUGUUGAAUUUGUUGCGGUACCUCUGAUCUCAACAUUGGUGAUUGGGGGUUUGGGUAUAUUUUUAUUCAGAUUUCUGUCCCGAAAUUAAGACCACCACCAAAUAUUGGUUCAUUUUUAGGAUUUUGUUUGGUGUUACAUUACAUGUUAUUUUUAGCAGUCUACACUUCUGCUCGGGAAGACAAUUGAUCAAGUUGACUGAUCAAUCAUUAGAGGUUCUGGAAGCAGCCCAUAGCUUUCAAGGUUCUCUUGAGGUUUGAAAAGAAGGGUAGUUGCAAGUUUGUAAAUUCCCUUUUUGUUAUCUCAAAAUAUAAAAGGAAAUAGUUUCAAUUUCAAUAAGUAAACUUGCAAAUGUUG
Molecule: messenger RNA, 2471 nt
Organism: Telopea speciosissima
Lineage: Eukaryota; Viridiplantae; Streptophyta; Magnoliopsida; Proteales; Proteaceae
Product: inorganic pyrophosphatase TTM2-like
Exons: 12
Coding region: 217-2205 (662 amino acids)
Cellular component (GO): cytoplasm
Molecular function (GO): ATP binding; kinase activity
Source: RefSeq, a predicted model, not a curated record